GGGCGACCCGAUAAGGCAAGCGUAGGGUAACGGCGUUGUGGAUGCUGUUGGUUGAACUUUGCAGUCGCAUGUCAGCUCAGUCAACGACUUUUUACUUUUUUAACUUCUGCGUUGGAGCGGGAAUGCCUCUGCGCGACCCGAUUUUUGACUUCUAUACCCUUUGAUGCGUUCUUUCCCUCCCACUGACGAAUUGACGAUCGAGACGAAUGAGAUACGUUAGUUAUGCUAUCGUAGUCCACGCGAAGAGCCUCCCUACCUACCCCUUGCCGUUUUGCCGAGCGGGCCGGCCAGGCCGAGUCCUCGCGUUCCCGAUCCGCCUCCGACGCGUUUUUCUACCUGGUACCACGGGAAGCCUGGGAGUUAGCAUCGAAGGAAAAGGACACUGGGAAACAAGGGGCUGGAAACACAGAGAGUCAAGAUGCCGAACAACCCGACGCACAUGCUCAAGCUCGGCUUGCAGCGGAUCACAGCCUACAUCGACAAGCUGCCGAUUUUUACGAAGGCUAUAAUGAGUUUGAUGAUCGUCCUUGAAGCUGCCAGCCUUUUGCCGUGGUGGAAUAUUAAGGCUUGGGGUUGGCUAGAGCCGGAUCUUAUCAACCUGUCGACAUUGUAUCGAACCAAUACCUUCCCGCUCAUCCACAGGAACGUGUUUCACCUCGCCAUUAAUUUCUUGGGCGUCGUCCCGCUUCUGGAGCGAUUCGAGAUGGAACAUGGCUCGCUCCCGUCGGUAGCGCUGUUCUUUGGUCCAUUAUCGACGAUACCUGCGCUGAUAUAUGUCCUGAUUGAGCGGGUUUUGCUGCGGGCCAACACCCCAAUCAUGGGUUCCAGUAUCUGGGGUUUCCUUCUAUACGGAGCCGAAGCCAUCCGCGCGAAUAAGACCGCGCCGUACUUGGUCAUCAGGGGACAGCCUACCAUACCCACCUGGACGGCACCAAUUGCUGUGCUGCUGGUUGCCAUACUAGUGACACCCGGUUCUAGCGCCCUUGGGCACGCUUGCGGAUUGGGCGUGGGCUAUGUUUUCGGGUUGGGAUACCUCAAAUUCCUCGUACCGCCGGAUAAAGUUAUGCGGUUUAUCGAAACGAGGCUCAAACUGCGGUCAUGGUCUUCAUACUACGUGAGCGUGGACCAGAAGACCUAUGGCCGGGAGGGCGUGAUCCCAUUGACUACCUUGGUUCCGGUUGUUGGCCCUGGCUUGACGGGUAGCAACCAGAGGUUGGGGCCGACACCCGUGUAACGGGUGCCCCGUCAGUGCUUGGAAUAUUGAUGAGUGACGCAUGUAUGUAAUUAGACGGGGUAGCGGUUUGGGUUACGGGUAUGUGUUGUAAUGGCGACUUUAGUUCUGCUUCGUUAUUUGCGAC
Molecule: messenger RNA, 1358 nt
Organism: Chaetomium fimeti
Lineage: Eukaryota; Fungi; Ascomycota; Sordariomycetes; Sordariales; Chaetomiaceae
Exons: 5
Coding region: 419-1234 (271 amino acids)
Cellular component (GO): membrane
Molecular function (GO): serine-type endopeptidase activity
Source: RefSeq, a predicted model, not a curated record